UUCUGCACUGAAAGCUCAGGCGGGGUUGCAUCGACCCGAAGAAAAUAUUGGUGUGAAGGAUAAACGUCUGUUUGAGGGUGACAUGAUCCUCACAGACGCUCAAAGGAUGGCGGCCGCUCUCGGAGAAGAUGUCAGCAAAGCAGGGCUGGGACGUGCAUCCAUCAGAAAGAACCUAUGGCCCGGGGCGGUUCUUGUGUAUGAGUUGGAUUCUGCAAUAAAGAGAAGUUCUACAGCUAUGGCAGCAAUAAAUGCUGCCAUGAAUUUAUGGCGUACGAAGACUUGUGUGCAGUUUAAGAAAAAGACGACAGAAAGCGCAUAUGCCUAUUUUCACAUCGGUCAAGGAUGUACCUCGUACGUGGGACGAACAGGGAGACGACAGAUGAUAUCGCUCGCUAGGGGAUGCUGGUACACACAUACUGUGGCACACGAGAUCGGUCAUGCGUUGGGAUUCUAUCAUGAACAGUCCCGCCCUGAUCGCGACGAUUUUGUCACGAUUAACUGGCAAAACAUACAAAAUGGGCUUGCCUAUGCUUUUAAUAAGUAUCCCCGCUCCACGAUUGAUUCCCUGGGCACCCAAUACGACUACAGGAGUGUGAUGCAUUAUGAAAGCUACGCGUUCAGUAGAAACCGGAGACCAACUAUUGUGGCAAAAAAACAAGGAGUUACUUUAAGUAACAGGAAUGGUCCAACAGAAAUAGAUGUAAAACAGAUGAACCUUCUGUACAAAUGCAGUGGAGGUGGCGGUGGCGGUGGCGGUGACGGUGGCGGAGGGGGCGGUGGCGAUGGUGGCGGUGGAGGGGGAGGGGUCGGUACGUUAUGCACUGCAUCCUUAGAGAUCUUAUCGUAUUCCUAA
Molecule: messenger RNA, 853 nt
Organism: Pocillopora damicornis (cauliflower coral)
Lineage: Eukaryota; Metazoa; Cnidaria; Anthozoa; Scleractinia; Pocilloporidae
Product: zinc metalloproteinase nas-14
Biological process (GO): proteolysis
Molecular function (GO): metalloendopeptidase activity; zinc ion binding
Source: RefSeq, a predicted model, not a curated record